CCUGGAACCCCCCCCACUAGCCAAACCAAAGCCAUGCCCCUCCCCAAAGUAGCCUUCGAAGAAUGCAUGGAAGAGCACCACGGGAUCAUCCUCUCGCACCGGCUGCACACCCGCAACGACAACUACUCCGUGCACGUCAAGCUCCCCGACUGCAACGAUGUGUUUAUCUACACCAACAUAUCACGACAGCGGCUGCAGCCGUUCAUGAGCGAGCCGGUCAGUAUGGUGCCCCGGGAGCCGGAACGCCCGAGUCAUCAUGCGAGUAAGAAGAAGGAGGGUGAGGAGAGCGGCGGGAAGAGGAAACGCACUAGGAGGGCGGCGACGAACACGGAGGGGAAGGAGAAGCCGGCCAAGAGGGGGAAGACUACGACUGCGACGGCAUCGUCCAGUGUCUCCGCCGCCGCCCCAUCGGCACUCCCACCCGCCGCAGAAGUCCACGCCCCAGCCCCGACAACGAACCUAUUUCUACCACUCCCACCUACCCUCGCCUCGGACACAUCCGCCACCGCGCCAACUUACGGCACGGACUUUGAAUCAGCGAUCCGGAACGGCGCCCGGAUCAUCCACGUCAAGGAAUGCGUCACCUACGGCGUCUACAUCCGCUUCCCGCCCCCCGCGGUGGGUGUGCAGGGCCGCGUCGUGCAUUGUUGGAAUAUCUCCCAGGACCGCCUCGACGCAUCCCGCGCCUCCAUCCGUCUCUCCCCCACCUUCACGCCGCCCUCGCCGCCCAAAUCCCACGCUCCAACCACACACCGACCGCCCAACCCGGCGUUGGAGGACUGCAUCGCGGCUGGGGGCACCAUCGUGGGACUCACCCCGCACGUGUUCUACUCCGUGCAGGUGAGGUGGCCCGGGGGGCGCGUCGAGGGGUUCAGUCGGGUGGCGGUGGAUAAGUAUGUGAGAUACGCACAUAUGCGCGCCGGACAACCCUCCGCCGGCAUCACAACCAACGCGGGGUCCCUCCCCAUCUUUGCCAACGUCCCGCGGAUCGUGCCGUUGAUCCCGCAGGCAGGGACGGCGACGCCGGUGGCGUUCCCGCAGCUGCGGGGCGGGCAGGCCGGGUCGUUGGCGCAGACGAGGGUGUUGCCGAACCCCGUGGGUCAGCUGGUGGGGUUUCCGUUGUCGUCGAGGGGGGUGGGUGUGCAGGGACAGGGCCAGCGGACGCUGGUGGGGCCGCAUGUGUCGGUUUCGCUAUUGCCCGGGGGUUAUCAGAUGCAGCAGCCGCAGCAGCAGACUGUGGGAGUGAGCAGUCCGUUAGGACGAUGGGGAGGGCAGGACCCGUUUAGGAUCGGUGGGGGUGGUGGUGGUUUGAACUCGAAUGUUCCGGUUCAGCAGCAACAACACUCCAACCCUGUGUCGAAUCAACUGGGCUUUACAUCGACCUCCGGGCCGAUGGGCGAUUAUACCCGGCGAGACGGUGGUGGGAUACCCAGCAUGCAGACCAUGCACAACAUGCAAAGCGAGCCGGCGGCGGGGAGGUUACCCUGGCCGGUCCCGUAUGCUGGGGUAUACCGGGGCGGUGAGACGUCCGAUGGCGGUGGCGGUGGUGGGGCGUGGCGACCGGGUACGGCUGGGAUGCGACCGGAUGUGAGAGUUGCCAAGCGGGAGUAUGAGUAUGAGUAUGAGCAUGGCCAGGCUGGGUUUGGGGAGUACGACACACCUGAGAGGAAGAUACCGAGCGGCGGGGCUUACUUUCCCACUACACCGACGGAAUACCUUACGCCCAUCUUUACGCAUUCCCAACAACAACAACAGCAACAGUCGUCGACUGUCUACAGCCAAACGCCGCCGGCGAGUUUCUUCAAAACCGAGCAUGGGGAUUCGUCCCCUUCGUACGCCUCCCAGACAACGCAUUCCUCGCCCAUGUACAGUGACCUCACGCCAAAGCAGUACCUGAAUCCAUCGCAGCAGCCCAGUUACGAGACGUAUUCACCCACCCCGCCAGCGCGGCAUCUGAACCCCACGCCACAGCGGGCGUAUUCGCCGACACCUGUGGGGCCGUCGGGCGCGGGCGGGACGGCGACCACGGGCAUCAAUCCCAUUGCGCCGUUCGCGUCGAGGCCAGCCACGCCCGGUGGGAGUGUGCAGACCCGGUUUAGCGUCGCGGUGCCCGUGUUUGAUGGGCGGGAGGUGGGUGGUGGGGAGCACGCGUACGCGUCGGGACACGACACGCACCAUGUUGGGGCGUAUACGUUUCCUGCAUGGUCGGCGCUGAGGGACGGUGAUGGCGGCGACGGGGUGUACGGCUUCCCCAACUCGGCAGUCCGAGGUGAGCGGGAGGGCGAUGAGGAAGACGCGGGAGGUGGAGAGGGUGAGAGGGGCAGGCCAGUGAGUCAACGAAGCGGGACGCCGACGCCGGGGGCGGCGUAUGAGUAUUCGCAGGAGAUUCAUGACCACCAUCAUCAACAUCAACAUCAGCAUCAACGCGCUGACUCGCAACCGUACUCGCAGUUGCAGUCGCAAUCGCAAUCGCAACCGUAUCACCCUUUUUCGGAGUAUUCGCAGCAAUCACACUCGCAUCAUUCACACUCACAAGACAUCCCCGGCUGCGGCGGCGUCGGCGGGGGCGGAGGCGGCGGCUCGUCCUCCCUCUGUUCAUCGCAGAACGGUGAGAGUAAGGAAAGUCAGCGUAUCCGCGACCGUGACGUGGAGGGGGGUGUGGAUGCGUGGAUGAGUGGGGUGAGGUCGUUGAAUGAGGUGGAUGAACGGAUUGACGAGGGAGAUGGGAGACCGGGAGGAAAUCAGUGGGGCGAUGCCAUGGGAGGUGGUGGUGGUGGUGGUGGUGGUGGGAUGACUGAGGAGGAUUUGGUGAGGGACUGGCGGAUAAGAAGACAGGGAUAAAGUGUGGGCAGGUACGUUGGACUUUUUUUUUCACAGUUGUGUUAUACACGCGAAAGGAAGGAGAAGGACUUUCCGAUCUUGAAUUUGCAGGCCUUUGGAAACACCCGACAAUGCGGACAUACCGCAGCCACACGUGGAAUAGCUGAGAAGGGAAGGGCAUCGAGCUCUGUGCCGAGUAGGUUGGGCCGUUUACACUGUCUCUCCGAGCACCGCUGGUUGUACAGGGCCGGCAUCAAACCCCCCACUCCCAUUCCUAUUCCCUUUUUCCGCAAAAUACUCCCAUUCCUAUUCUGGUUUUUCUGCAUAGAGUAUGUUUGGGUUAUUUGCUGUUGAAAUUAUCAUAGUCUUUUGUACGAAAUCGUCUUUUUCGA
Messenger RNA from Fimicolochytrium jonesii, 3212 nucleotides. RefSeq lists its product as uncharacterized. The transcript is spliced from 3 exons. The record is from RefSeq and is a predicted model, not a curated record. The coding region runs from base 34 to 2841 and encodes 935 amino acids. NCBI's taxonomy places the organism in Eukaryota, Fungi, Chytridiomycota, Chytridiomycetes, Spizellomycetales, Powellomycetaceae.